This is a messenger RNA of Saccostrea cuccullata (small rock oyster), 813 nucleotides long. RefSeq lists its product as uncharacterized. NCBI's taxonomy places the organism in Eukaryota, Metazoa, Mollusca, Bivalvia, Ostreida, Ostreidae. Bases 1 to 813 code for a protein of 270 amino acids. The record is from RefSeq and is a predicted model, not a curated record. The transcript is spliced from 5 exons.
AUGACUCACUGGAAGUUGCAGCACAAGUCAGGUGUGGGUGGAGAGCCGCAGUUCACAUUGGAGGGCGCCAAGAGCCGUGAAGCUAACACGUCGUCUGCAGCAAAACAAGGCAGUCAAGGCAGUGGUCAUCGUCCCAACGAUAGACGAACAACACCCUGUAUACAUUAUAAACAUUACACAAUCACAGAAGUUGGUGCUGCAGAAACUGUGCCAGGUGUUAGACGUGGUCGUCACAUUACCCACGUGACACCAGACCGGGUCUGGAUCGCUGAUGGUGAUGAUCACAAAGUAAAGAUGAUACCGUACACAUCACCAUGGAUACCAAAAUGUGUCUACAGCUCCCUCUCCACUGGAGACCUGCUGGUCGUGAUGUAUAGAGGUGAUAAAGAUACAAGCCAGGUAAACCGGUAUACUAACACAGGAGAACACAUACAGACCAUAGAGAAUGACAACACAGAGAACCGCAAUGGAGAUGUAAUUGUGUCUGACAUUGGCCGUUAUGCUGUGGUGGUGACAAACAGUAGAGGUAGACACCGCUUCUCCUACACAGGUCACCCAUCAGGAUCAGGACUAGAUCCACAUGAAAUCUGUACUGAUGCGCUGUCACACAUCCUGGUGUGUGAUUAUUUUACCAACAUGAUACAUAUACUUGACAGUGACGGGCGACUCCUGUCACAAAUAAAAAGAGAACAACACGGGAUAAACAGACCACUGGGUCUGAGUUAUGAUAACAGAACUCACUGUGUCUGGAUGGGAUCAGACGACAACAACACAGUGAACAUUCACAGACUGGAACACUCCCUGACUGUGUAA